Molecule: messenger RNA, 558 nt
Organism: Echinococcus granulosus
Lineage: Eukaryota; Metazoa; Platyhelminthes; Cestoda; Cyclophyllidea; Taeniidae
Exons: 5
Coding region: 1-558 (185 amino acids)
Source: RefSeq, a predicted model, not a curated record
AUGGAACCCCGAGACACCACUGUUUACUUUCACUGCUAUGUCAUUGAGAAAGAUAAACAGCAACCCAUUUCAAUUCCAUCACGGAGACGAACAUGGCAUUGGCGCAAAGGAAGUGAAAUUAAUCAGGUUCUUUAUUUUACUGCCUUAUUUUAUGGAGAAACGAGCUAUAACGGGAAGGGUGUCAACAAAGAACCACCACCAACCUUACAAAUCCCCAACCACAAUGCCUUCUGCAUGGCUAUACUCAAUUACCAACCUCAUAUCACUUGGACAAUUUCGGCAAUAGCCAAAGCGUUUUAUCAUCUGGAAAAAAAUAUACCACCAAAAUUAAGCAAGGCCAAUUUUAACGAAAAUUUGCUAAAAGUGAAGUCGUUGUUUUAUGCUACUGUUUGCUGCAGAACGAGCAGUGAGAUGCAAGACAAACAGACAACUGUACGACUAAUAAUGCAGCGGAAAUACGAGGUAGGAUGCAUAUGGAAGCAUAUAGGAAUAAAAGAUGGGUAUAAUUUGGAUAGAGGUAGGGGUGCAUUAAGACAUUCAGAAAUUCACAAGCGUUGA